AACACGUGCAAGAAAAACGUACUAUAUAACAGCGGAGAUGAAACCAAAUUUCCCAAUCUCUCAGGAUUUUCAGAUCGACUCGUAUGUUACCGAAAAUGACUGAUUGCUCUAAUAAAUGGUUCGUUGUGCUGUUCCUCGCUAGUUGCUUAUGCCCACUGUUGGAGGUAGAUGGCCGAGGAGCUGCUCCUUAUGGCGAAGAAUUUUCUCAAGGAGCAAACGAAGAGGUUACUUUCACCGAAGAAGAAUUUCAGGAAGCUUUACGGAUCGGCCAAGAGUACGUAACGAAAUGGGAACAACUGGAAGCCCAGAUAUUGGAAGUUGAUCGCAAUAGAAGCCAACAUCAUGGAACGAGUAGAGCCGAUGAAAAGUAUCACUCGCGCCGGUUCAAUCCGCAGCGAUACAACCCGGAAGCGAUGGCUCAGUCAAAAGAAGCCGCUGUCUAUCUGGUGGCUCGGCAGUACCUGAGUGAUAAGUUGGGAAUCCCAGCCGAGAAGAUUGGAGAUUUUGAACGGUCGUCUACUUUUGGAAGCGAUGUCAGCGACAGGCAAAUUUGUGACUUUAACUCCAAGUUUCGCACUUUCGAUGGGACGUGUAACAACGUCGGAGUUCCAUCGUUCGGGAAAUCGGGUACCAUUUUCAACCGACUCGUUUCCACCCCGAGCGAAGGAUAUGACGACGGUGUGGCGACUAUUCGAAGGAGCAAAUUAACGCGGAGUCCGUUGCCCAGCGCCCGUCUCGUAUCCACUACAGUUUUGAACAACAAAAGUUUUUCCCGUCUUGACGUCUCCCUGCUGACGAUGCAAUGGGGACAAUUCCUCGAUCACGACUUGACGUCGACCCCGACUUUCACCAAGAGUGAUGGAUCUGAAUUUCUGUGCUGUUCGGCCCAACAAACUGGCGUCAAUGUGGCACCUCCUCACCCAGAAUGCCUUCCCAUUGCCAUCCCAAGAAACGAUCCUGUUUUCAAUCCAUUGGGUAACGGUCAAGUGACGUGCAUGAAUUUCAUUCGCUCGACAUUUGGAAAUAAUUUGGACGGAACCUUUCCCCGAAUGCGAUCACAGAUCAACGCUUUAACACACUGGAUCGACGGCUCGAACGUUUACGGAAGUACAGCCGCAAAAGCCAGGUCCCUGCGGGAUUCGACAUCCGGUAGGGGCCGGAUGAGGACAUUCAUCAGCAAUUUAGGUCGUCAAAUGCUGCCUUUGGGCAACUGUCCAGUAACCUGUUUUGAUGCAGGUGAUAGCAGAGUCAACGAACAGCCGCUACUUUCAGUGAUGCACACCAUUUGGCUUCGUGAGCACAACCGCAUCGCUGAAAACUUGUUCAGGAUAGUUCCGGGUCAGACGGAUGAGUUUUAUUUCCAACACGCCCGGCGUUUAGUUAUCGCUGAAAUGCAGCACAUCAUUUACAACGAAUACUUGCCAGUCAUAAUUGGUCCUACGAUGGCUGCCAAAGUUAAUUCUGAAAGUGGCUAUUCAAAUACUCUGAAUCCGGCCGUGUUCACCGAGUUUUCCACUGCCGCCUUCCGCAUGGGUCACUCUCAGCUGAGAAGCUUCAUCCGGCUUUUCGAGAGAGACGGAAGUGACAGCAGAGAGAGUUACCAACUCUCGGACUCGUUCGAUGAUUCUUCUCGGCUCUUUGGAGCUAAUUUCAUGGAUAAUGCUCUCCGUGGACUUCUCCAAGUACCUGCCGAAGAAGUGGACAGCUUUUUCGCAUUCGACAUUACCAGUCAACUUUUCAAGCCAAAAGGGGCAACAGUUGGGCUGGAUCUGACAGCAUUCAACAUUCAACGUGGAAGAGAUCAUGGCCUGCCUACAUACGCUAAAAUGUUGGCUUUCCUUGGACAACCUUUGCCGUCUAGUUUCGACCAACUGCUUUCUUAUAUACCAAACGAAGUCGUCAACGCUAUGAAGUUCGUGUACGAGUCAGUGUACGACAUUGACCUGUUUAUUGGCGGAGUGACCGAAUAUCCUAUGCCCGACGCUGUGCUAGGCCCCACAUUCGCCAAUAUCUUCGCAUAUCAAUUUUCGAAUCUGAGGAGGAGUGAUCGUUUCUUUUACAAAUUCAAUGUCGAUCAACCCACCAGCUUCAGAUCAGGUCAACUGGCAGAAAUUCAAAAAGUCUCUUUGGCGCGCAUUAUAUGUGACAACAGCGAUGGCACCGUAGGUUACAUCCAACCCAAAGCUUUCCGCACUCCCCACGACUUAUACAAUCGACUUGUACCGUGCAGCAAUAUUCCAGGAAUCGAUUUCUCCAAGAUGUUACCCCUUUAAACAUUUUAAGAACCGUAGAAGGGCUGAGCCUUUUCCCACACGCUUUUAUAGGGUGUUAUUAUUUUAUUAAUCUCUGAAGGUGAAGGUUGCAUAGGAUGUGGUAUAGGAUAAAAGAAAUAAAUUUGAAGACAAUAGAA
Molecule: messenger RNA, 2410 nt
Organism: Daphnia pulex (common water flea)
Lineage: Eukaryota; Metazoa; Arthropoda; Branchiopoda; Diplostraca; Daphniidae
Product: chorion peroxidase-like
Exons: 14
Coding region: 84-2273 (729 amino acids)
Biological process (GO): response to oxidative stress
Molecular function (GO): heme binding; peroxidase activity
Source: RefSeq, a predicted model, not a curated record